Molecule: messenger RNA, 1038 nt
Organism: Thunnus maccoyii (southern bluefin tuna)
Lineage: Eukaryota; Metazoa; Chordata; Actinopteri; Scombriformes; Scombridae
Product: transcription factor BTF3 homolog 4-like
Exons: 6
Coding region: 112-588 (158 amino acids)
Source: RefSeq, a predicted model, not a curated record
UGCAUUAUAUUGCUGCUGACUUGACAUUUGGUAUUAGCCGUGUUGCUUCAGCCUCAUUAGUAGCGAGAAGAGCAGUUAAACGGAUUGUCAAUUUAUUUAUCAAAGAACACUAUGAAUCAAGAGAAGCUCGCCAAACUUCAGGCACAGGUCCGGAUAGGUGGAAAGGGAACGGCCCGCAGGAAGAAAAAGGUUGUUCACAAAACAGCAACAGCUGAUGACAAGAAGCUCCAAGGCUCAUUGAAGAAACUGGCAGUGAACAACAUUGCAGGGAUCGAAGAGGUGAAUAUGAUAAAAGACGACGGGACGGUGAUCCACUUCAACAACCCCAAAGUUCAGGCGUCUCUGUCUGCCAACACCUUCGCCAUCACGGGCCACGCUGAGACCAAGCAGCUGACAGAGAUGCUGCCAGGCAUCCUGAGCCAGCUGGGAGCCGACAGCCUCAGCAGCCUGCGCAAGCUGGCUGAGCAGUUCCCACGGCAAUCAAUGGACAUGAAAGCAGUCAAGGAGGAAAUUGCAGAAGAAGAGGAUGACGAUGUCCCAGAUCUUGUGGAGAACUUUGAUGAAGCCUCAAAGAACGAAGCAAACUGAUGAAUCCUUUUUUUUUUUUUUUGUUUUCCUUCUUCCAUCAACCUUUUUUUUUUUUUUUUUUUUUUUUUUAAAACCUCUUGCAGACUCACAAAGGGCAUUUCCUCUUGUGGGGAAAUGGUUGUUAAAGGUGCAAUGCAUCAUCUUUGGAGGCGUGAACCACUCUCGGUUUAGCCAGCCACAGCAACACAAUAACAACAACAACAACAAAAUGCAGAUACAGUAGGGUUUUGAUUUCUGUAGGCUGUGAUAUUGUGGACACGAAGAGACCAAGAUCUGUACGACUCUCAGCACCCAAAGGACUCAGACCGCUUUAAAAAAUAAGCUUUCUACAUGGUUAAACGUGGCUAGUAUUUAAGAGAUUGUUUAUUAAAGUACAAUAAAAGUGAAUGAUGAAUUCACUUUACAUAUAGUGGUGAUUAUGAAUUUAAUAAAACAUUUUUGGGCUAUUGA